Messenger RNA from Emiliania huxleyi CCMP1516, 726 nucleotides. RefSeq lists its product as hypothetical. Gene Ontology annotation, cellular component: membrane. The record is from RefSeq and is a predicted model, not a curated record. The coding region runs from base 1 to 726 and encodes 241 amino acids. The transcript has a single exon. NCBI's taxonomy places the organism in Eukaryota, Haptophyta, Isochrysidales, Noelaerhabdaceae.
AUGAAGCGACUGCUGAUCCUCGCUGCACUCGCCAGUGCCGUCGACGCCGCCACUGUCCGUCCCGCCCUCGCGGCGGUCGCCUCUCCGCGCGUCGACUUGGUGGCAGCAAAGCACGUGGAGCCGGCGCCUGCGGCCAAGCUCCUCGAGGUGAGCAAGUCGGCCGCGAUGGAGACGAUCCUCCUCCUCGCGUUCCUGCGCGCCGCUGCCGAGGUGGUUUCACGGGCAAGUGGCGAGCGGUCCAAGUUUUGGAUUGGGCAGCUUGCGUGGGUUGUGGUCGUGCAGGGCUCGUCGCGACUGCAGGGCUACAUGCAGUCGAAUACGCAGACCCUCUCGCCCGAGUGGUAUGAUAAGCUGGUAAAGCCAAACUGGAACCCUCCGGCCUGGCUCUUUCCGGUGAUGUGGAUCCCGAUCAAGCUGGCUCAGACGGCGGCCGCCGGGAUCACGUGGCGUGCGCUGGGGCACCGCACUUUCUCCGCUGCGCCAGUCGUCAUGUUUUUGCUGCACCUCUCCCUCGGCGACAUCUGGAACGUGCAAUUCUUCCUCAAGCAACGCAAGCUCACCGGCCUCCUGGUUAUAUACACCUUCUGGGCCGCACUAAUCGCUUCUGCAGUCCUCAUCGGACGCACCUCGCUCUUGGCGGGAGCGCUUGUCGCCCCGGGGGUUGCGUGGGUCGCGGUUGCGGCCGCUCUCAACCUCGACAUCUGGUAUCUCAACCGGCACACGUGA